This is a messenger RNA of Neltuma alba, 1429 nucleotides long. RefSeq names its product protein IN CHLOROPLAST ATPASE BIOGENESIS, chloroplastic. Bases 89 to 1213 code for a protein of 374 amino acids. The record is from RefSeq and is a predicted model, not a curated record. NCBI's taxonomy places the organism in Eukaryota, Viridiplantae, Streptophyta, Magnoliopsida, Fabales, Fabaceae. The transcript has 10 exons.
CAGAAAAAAGAAAACAUGGCGAUGAAAGUCAUAGGCGAGAAUGAGCAUGUGAUGCGUAUUGGACCCAAAACUAAAGGCGCAAAAAAGGAUGAGGAUCGGCGGCGGAGUGGUGUACGGGGGUCCACGCGCCAACGCUCUGCCACUCCUUCUUAGCCACGGUAGAGCUAGUGUUCGCUGCUAUUCCUCUUCCUCUACUCCUGACCAUGUAGCAUUCGUCAAGGACAUAGCUGCCACUCAGCCUCCUGAGCAUUUGUCUCAAUUGUUGAAUGUUUUGAAAGCCAAAGGUGAAACUAUCGUUUUUCCUGGAGCUAAGCAGGGGUUGAUUCCCCUUGCCAUACCACUAACAAAAAGCAGCUCAGGUGCUGUAACUGCACUGCUGCGGUGGCCCACAGCUCCACCUGGGAUGGAAAUGCCAGUUGUGGAUGUUAACAAACAUGGAGUCAAGCUGUUAGCGAAGAGUGUAGACCAAUAUAUUCACAGAAUAUUGGUGGAAGAAGAUGCGAAAAACAGUCAAGAGAGAAAUGAUGAGCUUUUUAUUGUGUCAGCUGAUGCUGGGAAGAAACUUUAUCAAAAGGGUGGCUUUGCAGAGUCCAAAAUUUCUAAUUUAGACAUCUAUCUUUUAAAAGAGGUUGGUCUGUUCCCAGAUAUCAUAGAACGCAAAGUGAUGCGACAUUUUGAGGAGGGUGAUCAAGUUUCAGCUUUAGUAACGGGGGAGUUUUAUACUAAGAAGGAGCAUUUUCCUGGAUUUGCUCGACCUUUUGUUUUCAAUGCAGAGGUCUUGUUGAGGUUUGUAGUAAUAUUUUCUACCAUGUAUGGGCGGUCUAAAAUUGAUACCGGGCUCUGUUUUCAUAGGGGCCGCCCUUUUUGUUUCAUUGACAGGGUUGGGCGUAAUGUAGAAGCUAAAGAUGCUGCCAGAGGAGCUUUGAAAUCCCCAUGGUGGACUUUAGGCUGCAAAUAUGAGGACGUCGCUAAGAUUGCACAGUGGGAUGAUGAGCAAAUUGAGUACAUUAAAGAGAAGGUGACUGAGGAGGGAAGGCAAGAAGAUAUUAAGAAGGGGAAGGCACCCGCACAGGUUGUAUUAGAUGAAGCUGCUUUUUUGAUGGAUUUAGCUUCUAUUGAGGGGACGUGGGAUGACUACUUGGAGCGAAUUGCAGAAUGUUACGAGGAGGCAGGACUCAAUGAUAUUGCAAGAUUUAUUCUUCAUAGAGAUUAACUAUUCUUGAUUUCGGUAGAUGUUGCUUCUAAACGUAGGACGCUGUUCCUUCCUUGCUAUAUGGACAUUUCAGUGCUUCGCAUGAAAUUUUGUAAAAAUAUAAUUUAUAGUAAAUUACAUAAAUAAUUUAUUCCAAACUAGAUUAUAAGGAAAAUAAAACCAGAGGUACCAUUGAUAUAAAUCAAAUGGAGGAAGCUUGACAAGUUUGAAUGUGCA